Musa acuminata AAA Group (dessert banana) is the source of this 3646-nucleotide messenger RNA. RefSeq names its product BTB/POZ domain-containing protein At1g30440-like. Lineage: Eukaryota; Viridiplantae; Streptophyta; Magnoliopsida; Zingiberales; Musaceae. Bases 1627 to 3588 code for a protein of 653 amino acids. The transcript is spliced from 5 exons. The record is from RefSeq and is a predicted model, not a curated record. Gene Ontology annotation, molecular function: protein binding.
CUUCGCAGCGUAAACCCUAAUCACAUUUGAUCUCUAACAUGAUAUGGUCUGAGCUAAUUAUAUUAGCCUGAGGCAAAGAAGUCUCCGUAAUUUCGGAUUUCCAAUCGUUCGAGAUUGGGUCACCGGGGGCUGCGACAUCAUGUUCAUCAACUCGACUGUAGCAAUUGGUUCUCAUCGAUUGCUUGUUACAUAAUUAAGUACAUACAUGAACAAGGAUUUCCCUAAUUAAAUGGUUUCCGUCAGCUUAUAACUUGAAAGAUUCAGUCUUGUGGGAAGUGGUAUUUUGCUGUCUGUUUUGGAGACUAUCGGUCGACACACACAAAUUGUCUAAGUGCAUAACAUGCAUGCUUACCUUUGUUCACUAAACAUCCUCUCAUUGAAGAUUAUCGUCCGAUAUUAUGACAUUUCCUCGUGACUCCAACUAGAAAUCUCACACAUCUCAUGGCCACAAUGGCCACUUGUUUGGUUUGACAUCAACAAUAUCAUCAAAACAGUGACCAGGUCUUCUUUUUACUCUCUUCUUGUGCUGUCAUGGUGAUUUCAUUGUCCACAUGGGUGGCAGCUCUAACAUCGAAGAAGAAAGGAUUACUAGAAGAAAAGGUGUUGAACUGCCUUCCUGAAUGAGUUCUUGAAGUGCUCAGUUGGGUAAGCACAGCUACACCGUACAGGGAAUCUGUCUGCAUCGGGGAGCAAAGAGUUGUAGAUCUAUUGCUUACAUGUCUGUGAGAGCAUAGAGGGGGGAGAGAAGGCUGAGGGAGGGGCCACUAUUCCACACUAUUUUUUGAAACUUGUCUUUUUGUUCAAAUUGUCCUGUAGAGCUCUUGCUUUCUUCUGUUUCAUCUUUUUGUCAUCACUUUGGGCAGAUGAAUUAUGCACUGAGUUGGUCCCCUCCAAGUCUGCAAGAGCAUUAAUUAGGGGUGCAAAAAAAAUGUUGUGAGUGUAAAGGACAGGAUAGGACAGCAACUCUGCCCCUCCUCUGGGUUUCUAUCCAUUAUGUUUGGUUGGGUUGGAUUGAACUGGUAAAGGGUCAAUGCUUCCUAUGUGAUUCAAUGGUGGGUUUCUUGAUGCUACCACAGAUGGGAGUUGUCUAGAGUUUGGAUUUUGGAUUUGGUUGGUCAAGGGUUUUGGGGUGGUUUUUGUGAUUCAAUGCUGAGUUUCUUGAUGUUUCUACAGAUGGGAGUCUCCUGAAGUUUGGAUCUUGGAAUUUGCUCCUUUCGGGGUUCUUGUGAGUCAAUUGUGGCUUUCUUAAUGCUUCUACAGAGGGGUGUAGCCUAAACCCUGGAUCUUGAGUUUGGUCAUUUAGGAUUUAUGAGGUGGUUUGGCAGGGCCCCUAAAUGAAGUGAAGUGCUUGGAUUAUCCAUAAAUGUGCAACCUUUGGAUGACACUACAAGGUCGCUAGGGCAGUGCUUCUGAGAAACAGGACCCUUUUGCAAUCUAUGGUUCCUACUUCGGGCCUUCACUUGGUGGCAUUGUACAAGAUAAACCAGUUCAUGGAUAAAAGAGCAUUUAUCUACACGAGCAUGUAGGGUGAUGAUCAAUGACCACAAAGUGGUGGGUUUUGUGACCGUGUUUUUGCAGGACCUUGUUUGAGAUUCUUUAAUCACAUCUUUCCUAGAUUCAUUCAAGAUGGCAUGCAUGAAGCUGGGAUCGAAACCUGAUGCCUUCCGGCAACAAGGGCAAUCCUGGUUCUGUACAACUGGGCUUCCAAGUGAUCUUACCGUUGAAGUCGGAGAUAUGAUGUUCCACCUCCAUAAGAAAGGGAGAGCGGAGGGUAGUUAUCUGAACAUUUUCACCGACAUCCAUUUAUCGACUUUCUUGACCUUUUUUCCUUUGCUAUCAAAGAGUGGUCUUUUAGAAAAACUAAUCAAGGAGAACUCUGACAAAGAAGAAGCAAUAAAGUUGCAUGAUGUUCCCGGUGGGGCACCAGCAUUUGAACUUGUGGUCAAGUUCUGCUAUGGUGUGAAGUUGGAACUCAAUUCAUCAAAUGUUGUGCGCUUGCGCUAUGCUUCGGAGCACCUUCAAAUGACAGAAGAGAUAGCAGAAGGCAACUUGAUUGCUCAGACAGAAAUCUUCUUUAACCAGGUUGUCCUUCGCAGCUGGAAAGAUUCGAUGAAAGCACUCCAAACAUGCAGUGAUUUCCUCCCUCAUGCUGAAAACCUUCAGCUUAGUAAGAGAUGUAUCGAUUCCUUAGCCGUUAAAGCUAGUACAGAUCCAAAUCUAUUUGGCUGGCCGAUGAUGGAGCACUGUGCCAUGCAAAGCCCUGGUGGGAGUGUGUUGUGGAAUGGGAUAAGCACAGGAGCUAGACCUACAAACUGUCGUUCGGAUUGGUGGUACGAGGAUGUCUCCUCCUUGACUUUUCCCUUGUACAAAAGGCUCAUCUCUCUGAUGAAAUCUCGGGGCAUCAGACAAGAAACAAUUGCAGGUUCUCUGACUUUCUACGCUAAACGGUAUCUUCCCGGACUGAACAGGCAUCAGAAUCUGGCACAUGGAAAUUUUGUAGCUGCACCUUCUGAAGAAGAGCAACGGCAUCUCGUCGAAGAGAUCGAUAGCUUGUUGCCUCUUCAAAAGGGUGUAGCCUCAACCAAGAUCUUGCUUGGUCUUCUUCGCACUGCCAUAAUUCUGCAAGCUCGCCCGUCAUGCAUUUCUAACUUGGAGAAAAGGAUCGGGAUGCAGCUAGACCAGGCCGACCUGGAAGAUCUACUUUUCCCAACCUUUGCAUACUCCACGGAGACACUCUACAAUGUUGAUUGUGUCAAAAGAAUGCUUGAUCACUUCUUAGCCAUGGAUCAAGCUACAGGUGGAACCUCUCCUGGCUCGGUCAAUAAUGAGCAGUCAAUCGGCUCCUCAUCUUUGAUGCCGAUAACCACUGUUGCCAAGCUAAUCGAUGGUUAUCUAGCAGAGGUUGCUCCAGAUACCAACUUAAAGCUGCCAAAGUUCCAAAUGUUGGCUGCUGCCGUACCUGAUUAUGCCCGACCACUCGACGACGGUCUGUACCAUGCCAUUGACAUAUACCUGAAGGCACAUCCUUGGCUCUCAGAAAACCAGAGGGAGCAGCUGUGCCGGCUGAUGGACAGCCAGAAGCUGUCACUAGAAGCUUGCACUCAUGCUGCACAGAAUGAGAGGCUCCCUCUGCGAGUCGUGGUUCAAGUCCUGUUCUUUGAGCAGCUUCAACUUCGGACGUCGGUUGCUGGAUGUUUGCUGGUGUCUGACAACCUUGAUGGCUCACGACUGCUGAGGAGUGGAAUUGCUUGUUCCGGUGAAGCUGGAGGAUGUACACCACCAACCGCUGUUAGGGAGAACAAGGAUCUGAAGGUGGGCAUGGAUUACAUGAGGAUGAGAGUAUCUGAGCUCGAAAAGGAAUGCACAACCAUGAAGCAAGAAAUCAAGAAGUUAGGUCGGGUAAGGAGUCGAUGGAGCAGCAUUUCGAAGAAGCUUGGUUUCAGGAUGAAGAUGCCGCUAUGCAGUGCCCACGAGGAUUCUGUAAGUGACCAGCAGAAGAGUAAAGUUGGGAAGAUUCACAAGUUGCAGGCUGUAAUCACAAAACAGAAGCAGCUGUUACUUGCAGAUGCUUCUUGUCAUCCUACUUAAUUGUGUGACAUUGUUGUGUCCUUAUGUCUGAUUUCUAUUUCAGUAGGCACUUUCAACA